UUUUUCCAAAUCGCAGUUUUCUUCUCCAUUGAAUCGCCAUCACUGUAGCCCUGUAAAGCAGCUCAAAAUUACAGUGUUCCGGCACAGAGGGAAAAUCACACUGUAGGAAAAAUGACGGAGGCAAUGAUAAGGAAGAAAGCCGGAAUGGCUAGCGUGAAAGACAUGCCCUUAUUGCAAGAUGGUCCACCACCAGGCGGUUUUGCACCGGUUCGAUUCGCUCGCCGGAUCCCUAACACUGGUCCAAGUGCUAUGGCUAUUUUCCUUACUGCUUUUGGUGUUUUCUCAUGGGGUAUGUACCAAGUCGGCGUAGGAAAUAAGAAGCGAAGGGUGAUAAAGGAAGAAAAAUAUGCUGCCCGAAGGGCUAUAUUACCCAUGCUUCAAGCUGAAGAAGAUGAAAGAUUUGUUAAAGAGUGGAAGAAGUAUCUUGAAGAAGAGGCGAGAAUCAUGAAGGAUGUUCCCGGUUGGAAAGUUGGUGAAAGUGUUUACAACUCUGGGAAAUGGAUGCCUCCAGCAACUGGAGAGCUUCGUCCUGAUGUCUGGUAAGAGAUGCUGGUAAAGCUUCCAGGACAUGCAGCACGAAAAACUGGUUCAUGUCAGUGGAGGUCAUACUUUCUUUCGGAUUUCUUUCCUCAUUGGAAUAAAAUUGUAUCUGCAAAAUCUGUGCAACAUGUUUAAGAUGAUUGCUUUAACGCUAUUAGCAUUACGAGUUGGGAUCAUAAGAGACAAUGCAACUUCAUGUUUCUCUUAUAGUUGAUUCAGAUCGUUUUUUAAUGAAUAGGCGUCCUUCAUCAUCCAUCUUCUCAAUGUGUUUUCAUCCAAUUACAAUAUGGAAGUGGCUUUUCCAGUUGCCUCAAAACACUAGAGAAGCCAAAUCUAGCAGAAAUUAUCCUUGAAUGUUUCUGACAAAUAUUAAGUUAUGCUAAAGAUUGUUUUCCUAA
Solanum lycopersicum (tomato) is the source of this 938-nucleotide messenger RNA. RefSeq names its product NADH dehydrogenase [ubiquinone] 1 alpha subcomplex subunit 13-B. Lineage: Eukaryota; Viridiplantae; Streptophyta; Magnoliopsida; Solanales; Solanaceae. The record is from RefSeq and is a predicted model, not a curated record.